Messenger RNA from Trichogramma pretiosum, 1397 nucleotides. RefSeq names its product cell division cycle-associated protein 7-like. Bases 217 to 1293 code for a protein of 358 amino acids. The transcript is spliced from 2 exons. Gene Ontology annotation, cellular component: nucleus. Lineage: Eukaryota; Metazoa; Arthropoda; Insecta; Hymenoptera; Trichogrammatidae. Gene Ontology annotation, biological process: regulation of DNA-templated transcription. The record is from RefSeq and is a predicted model, not a curated record.
UCGACUUUCGUCAACAAGCCGGCAUUAAAAGCCGUUCGUUGUCAAAUCCAGUUUGAAAGCGGAGUUUCGUUAUCAGAGUCCAACUCGACGUCAAGCACGCGUUCUGUCACAUUUUUCCCACAUACAAACAAAACAUCGAUCGUGUUUGGAUAUCUAUUUGUGAUUAAGUUUACUCAAAGUGCUUUAAAUUAAAUCUCAGCAUUCAUCUGCUUUAAAAUGAGCGACGACGAGGUAAAUGACUUGGAGGCCAUACGAGCUAGGAAUAUUGCUGAAAGAAAUGCAUUCUUCCGAGAAAUGUUAUCCUCUAUCAACGAGGAUAAGGCUGAAAUCAAUAGACUUGAAAACGCUCGACGCAGUCUUUAUGAAAAAGAAAAACCACCACAACCGGCACGCCGACGACGAGCAAGCACCAGCAGCCUAAGGUCUGGGUCACCUAAUAAUUCAUUUAGGGGUGUACGUUUACAAAUUCAAAAAACCUACAAUACUAGAAGCCAGAAACGGAAAAAAGAGGAUGCAGUCACCUAUAAUAAUCCAAAGGAUAUUGAAGAUAUGCUGGAAGGUAAGGAGAUUGUAUUCAAACGAAAAAAGCGCAAUUUGCUAGUUAUGUUUUCCUGGAGCCGACCUAUGCAAAGAGACAUAGAUCUCAUGUUCAUACCCAGCGAUUCAGAAAGUAGCGAGGAUGACGACGACGACGAUGAUGAUAGUGAUGGUAAUUCAUAUAAUUUUGUAGACAGCGAUGAUGAAGAUAAAUAUCGUCCCAAAAAGAAAAAAGUAUGUAAUUGGACUAAAGCACCUUACGAUCCUUCCACAAUACCGUCACCAGAUGAAAUCACCCAAAGUAUGUUGAAAAAUAUUGCUCAGAAAGCAAGUGGAAAGGUCUACGAUGCACACAAUGGAACUAGUUGCCAUCAGUGUCGACAAAAAACCAAAGAUACCAAAACUGUGUGUAGAUCUGGUCGAUGUGUUGGAGUACGAGGACAGUUUUGUGGACCCUGCUUGAAUGGGCGAUAUGGAGAAUCCGCUUACGAUGCCCUUUUAAAUCCUACUUGGGAGUGUCCACCAUGCCGGAGAUUGUGCAAUUGCAGCAUUUGCAGAACAAGAAAUGGUCAACGGCCCACAGGAAUUUUAGCCCCAACCGCCUUAUCGGAAGGAUAUAAUUCUGUAAAAGAUUAUUUACAAGCUGUUUACUCUGAUGAAGAACCUGUAGAAGAAGAAGAGAAGGAGGAGGAGGAUGAUGAUGAUGAUGAUGAUGAUGAUGAUGAUGAUCCAAACGAAGAUGGAAGUGAUAAUUAAAUAAUUAUUACAUAUGUUGACAUUAAUUUCUGAUUCCAUGGGACAUAAUUUUCUAUUUAGAAAAUUUAAUUGUCAUUAUGACACAAAAUGAAAUGUAUUUAUUA